AUCACUCAAACCGCACCGUUUUCCGCUUUCUCCCGACUCGAAGACCCCCCUGGAAAAUGCGUCAAAACUAGGUAAACCUGUAACGUUAACAUUUAUUCAACAUGCUGAGAUUCUCUUCAAAGACUUUCUCUCUCCUCAGAAAACACCGCCACUUCUCAUUUUCCCCCAAUCAAAACUCCAAUGUGGUUGUUCAAUCAUCCGAAUUGAGGAAUCAGUUUGAUUCUAACCUGGUUUGCCUUCAAACCAGUAAAGAAGACAACAAUGAUACAUCUUACGCUGAUGAAUUCUCCGCCGACGUUGAGAAGAUAUUCAGAAUAUUAAAAAAAUUCCACUCUAGAGUUCCGAAACUUGAGCUGGCUUUACAAGCAUCCGGCGUCGUUUUACGUCCCGGUUUAACAGAACGCGUGAUUAACCGUUGCGGUGAUGCGGGGAAUUUGGGGUAUAAUUAUUAUGUGUGGGCGUCGAAGCAACCGAAUUUUUUUCAUAGCUAUGACGUGUACAAGUCGCUGAUUAAGAGUUUAAGUAAAAUGAGACAAUUUGGCGCCGUUUGGGCUUUAAUUGAGGAAAUGAGAAGAGAAAAGCCAGAGUUGAUUUCAAGUGAAGUGUUUGUGGUUUUGAUGAGGAGAUUUGCGUCUGCAAGAAUGGUUAAGAAGGCUAUUGAAGUGUUAGAUGAGAUGCCAAAGUAUGGGUGUGAAGCGGAUGAGUAUGUGUUUGGUUGUUUGUUAGAUGCUUUGUGUAAGAAUAAUAGUGUUAAAGAAGCAGCCAAGCUGUUUGAGGAUAUGAGAGUGAGGUUUAAGCCGAGUUUGAGGCAUUUUACGUCGUUGUUGUACGGUUGGUGUAGAGAAGGGAAGUUAAUAGAGGCUAAAUAUGUCUUGGUGCAAAUGAAGGAGGCUGGUUUUGAGCCUGAUAUCGUUGUUUAUAACAAUUUGUUAAGUGGGUAUGCACAAUUGGGAAAAAUGACUGAUGCUUUUGGGUUGUUAAAGGAAAUGAAGAUGAAGGGUUGUGAACCAAAUGCAAACUCAUAUACGGUUUUGAUUCAGGCACUGUGUAGGCAGGAAAAGAUGGAGGAGGCAAUGAGGGUUCUUGCUGAGAUGGAGAGAAAUGGAUGUGAGGCUGAUGUUGUGACUUACACUACCGUGAUAAGUGGGUAUUGUAAAUGGGGGAAAAUUGAGAAAAGUUAUGAAAUUUUGGAUGGAAUGAUACAAAGAGGGCAUAUGCCUAAUCAGUUGACUUAUUUGCAUAUAAUGUUGGCCCAUGAGAAGAAGGAAGAGUUAGAAGAGUGUGUGGAAUUGAUGAGGGAGAUGAAAAGGAUUAGUUGUGUUCCAGAUGUUGGUAUUUAUACUGUGGUGAUUAGGUUGGCUUGCAAGUUGGGGGAGGUGAAAGAAGCUGUAAAUGUUUGGAACGAGAUGGAAGCUAGUGGGUUUAGUCCAGGGAUUGAUAGUUUUAUUGUGAUGAUUCAUGGAUAUCUUGGGCAAGGAUUAUUAGUUGAGGCUUGUGAGUAUUUCAAGGAAAUGGUUGGGAGAGGCCUAUUUUCUGCUCCUCAGUAUGGUAUCUUGAAGGAGUUGUUGAAUUCUCUAUUGAGAGGUGGGAAGCUUGAAAUGGCUAAAGAUGUUUGGACUUGUAUUGUCAGUAAAGGAUGUGACCUUAAUGUUUCUGCAUGGACAAUUUGGAUUCAUUCUCUCUUCUCCAAUGGACAUGUUAAAGAGGCUUGUUCUUAUUGCUUGGACAUGAUGGAUGCAGAUGUAAUGCCACAACCGGACACUUUUGCUAAGCUCAUGCGUGGACUAAGGAAACUAUAUAAUAGACAGAUUGCAGCAGAGAUUACAGAGAAAGUGAGGAAGAUGGCUGCUGAUAGAGAAAUCACCUUCAAAAUGUAUAAACGACGUGGUGAGAGGGACUUGAAAGAAAAAGUAAAGCUGAAAAAAGAUGGGAGGAAGAGGAGUGCUUGUCAAAGGCGAUGGGGCAGGGGACAUGGUAAAGCCAAGAUUUUGUAGUUAGAAUGAAGGGAUUGUUGUGAUUCUGGUGAAGUAAACGACUUCAAUAUAAAGAAAUGUAUUCAUGAGACUAGUUCCAAUCCAGUGCUUUGAGUAAUGCAGAAAGCCUUUAAAUCCUCAGCUGAUUGUCUGGUUUACCAUGGGCAUCUGAGGAUCAUUUUUAAUCUAAAUAUAUAGAAAUGUUGCUCUGUUGGUUUUAACAAGGAUAUGCCGUGGUCAGUGGUUUUUCGGUGAGUGCAACUUAUGAUAACUAUUAGCAACAAAGGCAAUUAUCAUAGACGGUUGAUUUUAGCAAACUGGUGGCUGUGUUUGCCGCAUGAAUGCCAAGACUAUAGGCGUUUAACAGCAGGAUGUGGUAAUUUCAUAAAGGGACACCUUAUGACGGGCCACCAUAUAGAAUAACUUUCUCCAGCUCUCCCUUUGCAUAUUGAGAUAAGUGCUUCAUUGGACAUGGAAAUGCCAAUUUGCCACCAUCUCAGAUAAAGAAGACUUCUGGGUUGCCUGCAAAUUUGACUGAUGGUUUCUGCUAGUGAUUAGAUAUAUUCUAUUUGGAUGUUGGCAUUGCUAAGUUGCAACAUCUUUAACAAUUAGGUAUGAAAUAAUAUAUAUUUACUUCCUGCACUAUUAUAAAAUUUUCAAACUAUAGAUUCAC
Messenger RNA from Mangifera indica (mango), 2646 nucleotides. RefSeq names its product putative pentatricopeptide repeat-containing protein At5g65820. The transcript has a single exon. The record is from RefSeq and is a predicted model, not a curated record. Bases 102 to 1994 code for a protein of 630 amino acids. Lineage: Eukaryota; Viridiplantae; Streptophyta; Magnoliopsida; Sapindales; Anacardiaceae. Gene Ontology annotation, molecular function: protein binding.